AGGCCUACUUUAAAACGCAAGAUUCAGUAUCGGACCUUUAUUUUGAAAUGUACGUGGCUGUCGCAGUGCACGGCAGUGAUGACGCGCCGCUGCUGUCAUAGCGCCAGUGUCGCGUUUAGGGAAGAAGCGGAACUCGCAUCCAGGAAUCUCUCGUCGCUGCGGUGCUACAACUUCAAAAAAGUUAUGGACACCUGUCUAUUUUAGUGAUCCACUGCUCUUCCCGAAGUCCCAAGGGCCAUGAGCCCACCUAACUUUAGUCUACAAUAUGAGCCUUCGAACCAUAGGGGGCGCUGUGCUCAGCUCCCUGGGACCUAGUCUGGCGGCUCAGGCCGGGGGAGCCUGGAGUUCUCUCUCUUUAAGACCCAUACCCUCCAUGCUUCAGACCAUGGUACCUUCCGGUUACACUGCCCUACAGGAGGAACGACUGGCCAUGGUAGACCUCGGCACGCCCAAACCGGAGUCCCUAAAGAACGGCUUGCACCGUGAGUCUCGGCGCCACUCGGACCGAGGCGGGCGAACGUCCAUCAGCCUGUCUGAUCCGGGAGAGGGCAGAUAUGAGGAGACUGAACCCAUGCUGCCCGAAUGUAGGGUUUCAGGAGAGGAAGCUGACGAAGAGGAGAGCGAGGAAGAAGGGCAGCAGCAGGCAGCCAGAAACAUGCCCAAAGAGUCGCUCCUGGCCAUGGUGCUGCAGAUACUGGUGCCAUUCCUCCUGGCUGGCUUUGGGACGGUGUCGGCCGGAGUGGUACUGGAUAUAGUACAGCAUUGGGAAGCAUUUAAGAACAUCACUGAGAUCUUCAUCCUGGUUCCUGCUCUCCUGGGUUUAAAAGGAAACCUGGAGAUGACUCUCGCGUCCAGACUUUCCACAGCGGUGAAUGUGGGGAAAAUGGACUCACCCAUAGAGAAAUGGAAUCUCAUUAUUGGAAACUUGGCACUGAAACAGGUGCAGGCCACGGUUAUUGGCUUCUUUGCAGCUGUAGCAGCUGUGGUACUUGGCUGGAUUCCUGAUGGAAAGUUCCAGUUCAAUCACGCAGUGUUACUUUGUUCCAGUAGUGUAGCUACAGCCUUCAUCGCAUCUAUGCUGCAGGGUAUAAUAAUGGUGGGUGUGAUCGUGGGCUCUAAGAAGACGGGCAUCAACCCUGAUAAUGUAGCCACGCCUAUUGCCGCCAGUUUUGGUGACCUCAUCACGCUGGCCAUCCUAGCCUGGAUCAGCCAGGGCCUUUACAACUGUAUAGACUCACACCCAUACGUGUCGUCUCUGGUUUGUGCCUUCUUCAUGUGUCUGACCCCAUUAUGGAUGGUCAUCUCCUCUAAACACCCAGCCAGCCGUCAGCUGCUGUACUCCGGCUGGGAGCCGGUUAUCACAGCCAUGUUCAUCAGCAGUAUCGGUGGACUUAUCCUGGACAAAACUGUGUCUGAUCCCAACCUGGCUGGAAUUGUGGUGUACACACCUGUUAUCAAUGGUAUCGGGGGAAACCUGGUGGCCAUUCAGGCUAGCCGUAUCUCCACCCAUCUGCACCUUCACAGCGCCCCUGGAGAAGUACCCGACGAGGCCAAAGGCUGCUAUUGUCCCUGCCGUACCUUCUGUGGCACAGGAGCCAAUCACCGAUCAGCACAGGUACUGCUGUUAUUGGUCAUCCCUGGUCAACUGAUGUUCCUGUACGUCAUUGAUCUGAUGGAGAGAGGUCACACCUCACUGACAGCUGUUUUUAUGCUUGUGUAUUUGGCUGCUGCUCUUCUGCAGGUGUUCUUGCUGCUUUGCAUAGCAGACUGGAUGGUUCAUUCCAUGUGGAAAAGCGGGAAAGAUCCGGAUAGUUUUUCCAUUCCGUACCUGACAGCGCUGGGUGACCUUUUUGGAACCGCCCUUCUUGCUCUCAGCUUCCACUUCCUGUGGGUCAUCGGGGACCAGGACAGUGAUGUGGGGGAUUGAGGUCCUUCAUUUAACCCACUGUAUCAUGCCUGCUGUCCUCAACUCACCUAAUGCCUUGUAUGGCCGCUGUCGGACCAAACAGGAUGCUUUUCCGGCCCAAAACAGGCCAUUUUCUUACAGGCAAUUUCUCAAUCAAUUUAUUGAAUCUCUUCUUAAAGUGCCAGAUGAUUUAUAAACUGCACUUUUUUAAUGCAGUAUAAGGCCAAGUAUGUAGAAGAAAGCAUCUCUUCAGGUGCGAUUGAUGGGGGUACACAAAGGAUCGCAUUUUACCCCAUCAAGUAUAUAAGUGAACCUGAACAAAAGCAAGCCCUUAAAAUCAAUAUGUGUACGAUUUAUUUAUUUUCCAUGUCUUGUCAAUUCUUUUUUAUUUUUGUGCCACAUCUUCCUCCCGUAAUCCAGUCAGAUCCGUCUGCUAAUAGUGUAACUGCACAUGUUUACUUAACCAGUGCCAGAUCAAUUUAUAUUAUUAACUUCUGUAAUGCAGUUUCCAUAGCUUGGGAUAAUAAUAAUAAUUAUAUAUGGAAACUGCUUUGAGAAAAGGGAUUCGAUGCCCAGCUGCUUGUUCAGACAGGAGAAUGAUCUGAGCUCAACAAAAUGGUACUUUAUUUUUGUGUCGUCAACUAUUUAUGUCAUUUUCUGGCUACAUGCAUUAACCCAAAAUGAAAUGAAUUGAAUGUGCCAGAAACAGCUCUUGAAGUUUGUAUUUCUGUGUGUGUUGUUCUUGUUUGUAUUCAGUAAUGUUAUUCUAAGGUGCUGUUUACACACUAUAAAAUGCUGGGUUAUUUUUAACUCAACAUUGGGUCAAAAGGGACAAACCCAGCCAAUUGGGUAUGCUGGGUUGUCUCAACCCAAAUUGCUGUUUUUAUUGCUGGAUCAAAUAUAAACAUUUUUUAUGAGUUAAUUUAACCCAAAGACCGGGUUCGUCCCUUUUUGAACCAACGCUGGGUUGAAAAUAAUCUUUGAGUAUACAGUAAUUUUUAUAUAUGGGAGAAGAGUUUCUGGGGGCACCAAUAGAGCAUUCUUGUUUUUUUCUUUUUACCAUGCUUUUUUGAUACUCGAAAUGUUUAAUAAAGCUUUAUCUCCAA
Misgurnus anguillicaudatus (oriental weatherfish) is the source of this 3012-nucleotide messenger RNA. RefSeq names its product solute carrier family 41 member 2b (gene slc41a2b). Lineage: Eukaryota; Metazoa; Chordata; Actinopteri; Cypriniformes; Cobitidae. Gene Ontology annotation, molecular function: monoatomic cation transmembrane transporter activity. Gene Ontology annotation, biological process: monoatomic cation transport. The record is from RefSeq and is a predicted model, not a curated record. Gene Ontology annotation, cellular component: plasma membrane.